Magnolia sinica is the source of this 3121-nucleotide messenger RNA. RefSeq lists its product as uncharacterized. Gene Ontology annotation, molecular function: guanyl-nucleotide exchange factor activity. The record is from RefSeq and is a predicted model, not a curated record. Bases 815 to 2818 code for a protein of 667 amino acids. Gene Ontology annotation, cellular component: recycling endosome. Lineage: Eukaryota; Viridiplantae; Streptophyta; Magnoliopsida; Magnoliales; Magnoliaceae. The transcript has 3 exons.
AAGAAAAAAGAAAAAAGAAAAACGAAUAAGGGUUAGGGCUUACCUUGCCAGAGCAGAGAGAGGGAAGAAGGGGCUGAGAGAGAGAGAGAGAGAGAGAGGGAGAAGGAGACGCUGAGAGAGGGAGAAGGAGACGUUGGGUCAGAGCAGGUAGGUGCACUUUCAAUGCAGCUGCGUUUCCAUCUCUCUCUCCCAACUUCGAAAUGGAUAGCCGUUGCCUGUAACAAAGUAACCUGUGACUUGAAAAACACCUAAUUCCUCUGUUACAUUUCUUGCAAUCUUACCUGAUAGAAAGUUACAGGUUGAGACUUUGUUACCUGUAACAUUUCUCCCCCAAAUACAAACUGUAAGAAAGUCACCUGUAACUUUCUUACAUUUUACAGAAGUUACAGGCAUCCAAACGGUUAAAGACGAAAAAACCCAGAAAUCUUUAGCAGAUACAGUAGUUAUCUGUAGUUCAAGUUGGAUAGGAAAUCGAAAUCGCACUUCAUUCCCUUGAAAAGGAGAUGGGUUUGGAAUGGCAAUUUUAAUUUACAAGUGAAAAAGGGGGGAAAAAUAAUCCAGAAAUAGCAGAACUUGUAGUUAUACCUGGUUGAAAUUUGAUAGAAGAUAGAAGGUUUCUCUUAUUUCCUUUGAAAAAUGCAGUUUGGCUUUGAAUGAGAUUUCAAUUUGUUUGUGAAAGAGGAUGGAAACCCAGAAAUCUAUAGCAGAAAUAUUAUCCAUCCAUCAAGAGAUCCAGCCUUUGCUUUGAACCAAUUUUCAGACAAUGUCUUGUAUCAAUGCAAUGGCACAUACAUUCAGUAAUAUCUAAUGCGAAAUGAAUCGAACUUCUUCGUUCUCGUUGAGGCUAGACCCCAAUUCGAAGCCUGACCUGAAUGCUUUGAGGAGAUGGGUCAUUGCCUUCUGCGUCAUUAGGUUUGAUCUCGAACAGGGUCAGGUCAUUGAAGAGUGUUACCCUCCGGGCUCCCUUACACAAGAUGAGGAGCUUGAGGUCGCGUUCAACUCCUUCCCAGAUUCCAUGUCCCAGAACCAGAAUCGUUCGAGCAUCCAUGACUCAAUGUUCUUCUUCCGAUUUCCAAGUCGGAGAGCUUCUCACUCGGGCAAUUUAUCUUCUGAAGUAGGCCAUGCAGAUCGAUCUCCAAGAAAACAGAAUUCGGCUUCAAGCAAUAGUCGGAGAUAUCUGUAUGGUUAUGUUUUCAAUAGGCAGAGGCAGGAUGAGAGACUCAAACGGGGCGGAGAGCAGAAGUCGGUUGUCAUCUUGUCUUACAGCCCUUAUUCGGGCGUGUUCAAACCUUUACUACAGAUCUUGGGUCCAUUGUGUUUCGACAUUGGUAAGAAGGCUUUCGAGCACAUAGCAUCUUACGUGUCAAUAUGGCCUGUACCCGUGCUUGGCUCGUUGGUGGAGCUUCCUAUUGGAAAUGCCACAAUGAAGGUCUAUCUUCCACCUGCAUAUAGCUUGCUGUCAGAAGGUAGAAGCUCGUCUAACGAAUUUGUUUCCACAGUGGCUCCUUUCACCCCUACUAAUCAGUCAAUUCCACAAGGCCUGUUCCAUGAUGCUGAUCUUUUCGGGAUAUUUCGGGGGAUUCUAUUGCAGCUUUGGGUGCUGUGGGAGCUCUUGCUUAUCGGAGAGCCUCUUCUUAUAAUUGCACCAACACCUCCCCAGUGUUGUGAAGCUGUUGCAAGCCUUGUUAGUUUGGUGGCGCCACUCCCGUGCAGUAUGGACUUUCGGCCUUACUUCACUAUCCAUGAUCGAGAUUUUGCCCGUCUUAAUUCACUCAGCGAAGGAGAUCCGUUUCCGCCAAUGGUUCUAGGUGUGACAAAUCUGUUCUUCUUGAAGGCUCUUCGAAAUAUCCCCCAUGUAGUUUCUGUGGGUAGCCCAGCGGCCAACUCAAGCAGGCUUGCCUUUGCUCCGAGGUCAUCCUCUACAGGUAGAAAUGUUAGGUCAGACCGUCCGAAUUUUCAGCAGCAUUCUUUGAAGAAGUUUUCCCCAACGAGUUUGUUGAAUGCUGUGAAAAUGAGGAGAGAUGGCCCACUUUGCUUGAUGACAGAGCACAAGGAGGCCAUUUGGAGCACCUAUGCAGCUAUAGUGAAGCCAGACACUGCUGUUUUGAAUAGGCUUAUUGAUGCUGGAAUGUCACCAAGGGUUGAGGAGUCAAUGUCGGUUGUCAAUAAUGAGAUUCUGCGGCGGCAUUUUUUGGAGCUUACGACCAACUUCCUUGCUCCAUUUGGCCCAUACUUCAAAGUGACGACACCUUUGGAAGGAACUUCUCCUUUUGUUGACCCUCCUCCUCUUCCUCCAUUUAAUGCUGAUGAGUUCCUUGAAAGCUUAUCGGCAAGAGGUCCUGGGAAGUUUUUAUCCAAAAGGAUGAGAGCUAACUGGCUGGACCUAUACAGGCGUUUUUUGAAAGGACACAACUUUAUGCCAUGGUUCCAAAGGAGGCGUGCUGUCACUGAACAAGAACAACACAGAUUGUGGCGUCAGGCGCGGAUGAGAACUGAAAUACGACAAUUUAUAUCGAGAAUGUCUGAAUUAGAGAUUGUUGAUUCUUUCAAUGCUAUCGAGCGACAUUUGCUUGGAGAAAUACAGGCGCAGCAGUCUGGAAAAGGUAAUGCUGAUUCAGCAGUAGCAUGCCAAAAGCUGAAAGGAGAUCUGCAAACGGUGUUCAAUGUUCUUCCCAAGGACAUGCAGCAGCUCCUGCUCUUCAAUCCUCAACGGGCUGCCCUCCUACAAGGCAGCACGGAGCUGACAAAGCUCCCAGGGGGCCCUUCUGUCCACGUUGGAGUAGUUCCUGAUACGGGUUUCUCUGCAUCGCCUCGGUAAGAUCUGUUACCUCGUUUAAUCACUGAGCGCAGUGGCAUCAGGGAGUCCACAAGAAGAUGGGAGGUCCCCUCGUUCCCGAGAGAUGGAAUCUGCCAUUGGUGGUCUUUCAAUAUGGUCCUGUCUUGUGCAAUGGAUUGGCAGUAGGUCUCGUCUUGUUAUGCAUUUGUUUCCUUCUCGUUUUAUGUUUCUAUUUUGUUGGUUAUUCCUGUCUAGCAUUAGAUUCAUGUGAAAUUUGGUUACAUGUUACAGAGAAGUUUGUAUCAUUACAUGCCGGGGGAGCUGCCAGGCAUGUAUAUAUAUAUA